AUGAAGAUCCUCGCAAUUUUAUCUCUGGCCACCUGUUUCAUCAGCGCCCAAGCUGCGCCUUACACCCAACGUGUCGCAGUAACAACCAAUGCUCUAGCUUCUGGUGACGCGAUUGCAUCGGGCGUUGCCACUACGAAUGGACUCAAGUUCGAAAUAGAUGGCGAGACAAGCUAUUUUGCCGGUUCAAACUCGUACUGGAUUGGGUUCCUAACCAACAACGAUGAUGUCGAUCUUGUAUUCGAUCACAUGAAUGAAUCUGGCCUUCGAAUCCUACGAGUUUGGGGCUUCAACGAUGUCAAUACCGUUCCAUCGGACGGAAGCGUCUAUUACCAACUACUCAAAGACGGAACUGCUACCGUCAAUACCGGAGCAGAUGGCCUCCAGCGCCUGGACUAUGUGGUUGCUUCCGCUGAGGCCCGCAAUGUGAAACUCAUCAUCAACUUCGUUAACAACUGGUCCGAUUACGGUGGCAUGGCCGCGUAUGUCAAUGCUUUCGGUGGCAGCCAGACAAGCUGGUACACAAAUACCGCCGCUCAGACGGCGUACCGCGCGUAUAUCAAAGCCGUUGUCUCACGAUACAUUGACUCGCCGGCUGUCUUUGCAUGGGAGUUGGCUAACGAGCCCCGCUGCAACGGCUGCGAUGUUUCGGUCCUUUACAACUGGAUUCAAUCCACCAGCGCUUAUGUCAAGUCCCUGGACCCAAAACACAUGGUCACAAUUGGUGAUGAAGGCUUCGGGUUAGACAUACAGUCAGAUGGCAGCUAUCCCUACAGCUAUGCCGAGGGACUUAAUUUCACGAUGAACCUGGGUAUUGAGACGAUCGACUUUGCUACCUUCCACCUCUACCCACAAAGCUGGAGAACCACCAAUGACUGGGGUAACGGAUGGGUCACGUCCCAUGGCGCUGCCUGCGUAGCAGCUGGCAAGCCAUGCCUUUUCGAGGAGUAUGGAGUCACUUCUGACCACUGUGCCAUCGAGGCUCAAUGGCAAAAGACCUCGCUGGACACAACCGGCGUUGCCGCCGACCUGUAUUGGCAGUAUGGAGACACGCUGAGCGGGGGAAAAUCGGCCGACGACGGACACACCAUCUACUAUGGCACCAGCGAUUUCACCUGUCUGGUGACGGACCACGUUGCUGCCAUUAACUCCUCGACGUGA
Molecule: messenger RNA, 1158 nt
Organism: Penicillium bovifimosum
Lineage: Eukaryota; Fungi; Ascomycota; Eurotiomycetes; Eurotiales; Aspergillaceae
Product: glycoside hydrolase 5 family protein
Exons: 4
Coding region: 1-1158 (385 amino acids)
Molecular function (GO): hydrolase activity, hydrolyzing O-glycosyl compounds
Source: RefSeq, a predicted model, not a curated record